This is a messenger RNA of Trichoderma asperellum CBS 433.97, 308 nucleotides long. RefSeq lists its product as uncharacterized. The record is from RefSeq and is a predicted model, not a curated record. Lineage: Eukaryota; Fungi; Ascomycota; Sordariomycetes; Hypocreales; Hypocreaceae.
UUCUUAUUUUGCUGCGCUGAAUUGCGCAAAGCAAACGCUCCCCCCUAUAUCCUAUCUAAUGCGAGUGGCUGUUAUGCCUCCCUUUACUCAACCAGUAGCCGCGGUUUUUGGCGGAACAAGAAUCGGCAACAGAGACCAGUUUAUGCCCCAUACCCAUCUCGAGACAUUCUUACAAACAUUAACUCGACACCACGUUACCAAAAUUGAUACAGCACAGGUGUCACAAACCAACUACAUAAGACCCAUGAAGUACGUACCUCCGGCAGAACCUCGGAACUAAUAGCCAAUCAUAGCCAAGGAAGGAUAGC